AAUAGGUGCUUCUGUGGCUUGUAAUUUCAUCUAUCGGGAUAUAAAGAGAAGGUAUAUAUGCGAGCUUAUCUUAAGGUGGCCGGAGAGAAUGCGUGUGAGCAAUGAACUUCAGUGAGGCUUACACUCACACCUGCUCCACGGUGGGGGCCGCGGCCAGGGCAGGAGACCUCAUGGCACUUCAACAACUGGUCUGGAAUGGUGGGCCUGUUGAUGUGCGUGACAACCGUGGGUGGCGUCCAAUCCACGAGGCUGCUUCCCAUGGCCACCCAGGCUGCCUUGAGUUUCUACUGAGACAAGAUGAGACUGAUCCAGACUGGGUGUCAUUUGCUGAGGAGACUGCUCUGUUGCUAGCAGCACGCCACUGCCAUCUGGACUGUGUCCGAGUGCUGCUGUCUUUCCAGGCUGACCCCAACAUCGCUACUAAUGAAGGCUUCACUCCACUGUGGGAAGCAACCAAAAUGGAAUGUUAUGAGUGCUGUAGAUUGUUGAUACGUAGAGGAGCUGACACUAACACCAAGAUGUACACCAACUACACCCCGAUCCACCUGGCUGUAGAGAAGGGGCUGGACAACCUCGUCGACUAUCUCCUCAAUCACGGGGCCAAGCUGGACGUCCUUGCUGACCACCAUCUCACACCCAUAUUCCUGGCAGCUCAGUUUGGUCGCACUGGUAGUCUCCGAUGCCUCCUCAAGGCAGCCAAGAGCAAAGGCCUGCUGGACUUGGUGAAUGAAGGUGCGGAGGACAACGCCUCCCCGCUGCUGAUCGCGGCGCAGGAGGGGCAUGAGGAGUGUGUGCAGCUGCUGCUGGAGGCGGGGGCCAAUGCCAACAUGUCCGUCCGAGACAUCAACGCUGUACCCCUGCAGUAUGCCGUGUAUAAAGGACACAUUGGCUGUGUGAAGCGGUUGCUGCCGGUGACGCAGCUGCAUGUGUUCCGAGAGACGUACUCCGACAUGCACCCUCUCCUCCUUGCUCUCAAGUUGAGUAAUACCCUCAUCCUGGAGACACUCCUCACCUCAGGGUUUGAUCCGUCUCUAUCCCUCUCCCUGGAUGCAGACCAACUUACCGAGCUGUCGCCCUUGGCAACAGACAUAGCAUCCGCCACACAUGGAUCCGUUCUGUGUCACGUGAAGGAUGACUGGCCACUAGACGGGGUCAGCUUGUUGUUAAAAGCAGGACUGAGUCCUAAUUCACAAACUAAAAAAGACCUGCCUCCAUUACUAGUCAUGUUGUGGAACAAGAACUUCCAGUUCUAUAGGCUUCUGCUGGAACACGGCGCCAACCCCAACAUUUACCAUGAUAAUAUUGUAGGCAAUAUUGCAAUGCUGUUGGCCUUGCGGAAUGAUAUCCACAAGGCGGAGACGGACAAGUGUUCAUAUGAGUGCCCCACCCACCUGCAGUACCUGUGGCCGCUACUUGUUGCAGGGGGUGAAGCUGUGUCUCUGUUCGCCUCCCCCUCUGUAGACAGUGACAUGGAGACGGGGGACCGCAUCAGCCUUCUCCAUCUACUCAAGACACAGGACAGGAAGAGUUCCCUGCCUAUUGUCGGCUUCCUGCUCUUCUUCUGCCAUUUUGUGGACAUUUCCAGUGAUGUGUGUGAUUUGUUUGAUCCUGAAGAUGCCAAAACGUUGCAGAGGAUAUCAGCUUCCACAAAAAGCCUUGCUCACAUUUGUCGUCGGAAAAUAGUUCUAGAAUUGGCCUCGUGCGGGAAAUUCAACAAGAAAACCCUUGAGUCCAUUCCACUGCCCUCCACAAUCAAGGAAUACCUUCGCUUCACAGAGUUCGGAUCUCUGGGACACUUUGUGCUAGAUCUACAGUCAAAUCAACUUAGCAAUGAAACUUUUCAAUAGUAGUGAGGUCACUUGAUAGAAAUUGCACUGAAAAGUUACUGUGUUAUUUUGUUAUAAGUAAAAGAGGCAAUAUUCAAAAUAUGAAAACAAAACCCAGGAAACUUUCAAGUUUGGACAGCAAGGGAAGAAAGUGCUGAUUCAGAGUAUUGCUGCCCAGAAUACCAUGUUACUUCUACAUGUUCUUGCAAUUGUGUCACAUUUGUUUCAUCGCCCUCUGCUCAUCCUCAUCCUUGACACAUAAGUUGUAUGAAGAGUUAUUUGAUUGGUAUCCUGCUCCUUGAUAUUACUCCUCCCCAGAACAGUCAGUCGAUCCCCAAGAGUGGCUGAUCCCAGGAAAAUGUGGCUGACCCCAGGGCAACCAGCUGAUCACCAGGACAUUUAGCUGAUCCCUGAGCACAACUUGCUGAUCUCCAGGACAAUUGGCUGAUCCCAGGAAAAAUGACUGAUCCCUGGACAUCGUUGAUCCCAGGUCAAUUGGCUGAUCCCAGGCAAUUGGCUGAUCCCCGGACAAUCGGCUGAUCCCAGGACAAUUGGCUGAUCCCUGGACAAUCGGCUCAUCCCAGGACAAUUGACUGAUCCCCCGGACAAUCAGCUCAUCCCAGGACAAUCAUCUCAUCCCAGGACAAUCGGCUGAUCCCUGGACAAUUGGCUGAUCCCAGGAUAAUUGGCUGAUCCCCCUGGACAAUCAGCUCCUCCCAGGACAAUCGGCUGAUCCUCCAGGACAGUUGACUGCUCCACACGUGUCAGACCACUCGGGAAGGUCAGCCAAGGAUACUAGAAAAUAACGAAUACACAUGGAAGCGACCCAACAUAGUUUACAAUACAUUGGAUAAAGUAUUUCACCAUUUUGACCAGACAAACAUGGGAACAUUAAGAUAUUGUAUUCAAUGUCUUGAAAUCUAUACUGCCGAUGGCAGCCUUCACUGAGUUCUUAUUCAAACAAAUAUAGGAUUAGAUCUUAUUUAUAUAUAGAGGGAAAACUCUUAAUAUUAUCACAUAAGACGACAUCUUAACAUCACAUGAUAUCCAUGUUAACAUCACAUGAUAUCAUCCAUGUUAAACUCCUUGAUAUCAUCCAUGUUAAUAUCACAUGAUAUCAUCCAUGUUAACAUCACAUGAUAUCAUCCAUGUAAGCAUCAUAUGAUAUCCAUGUUAACAUCCAGGAUAUCAUCCAUGUUAACAUCCAGGAUAUCAUCCAUGUUAGCAUCACACGAUAUCAUCCAUGUUAACAUCUUGAGUAUCAUCCAUGUAAACACCCAGGAUAUCAUUCAUUUUAAAAUCCAGGAUAUCAUCCAUGUUAACAUCCAGGAUAUCAUCCAUGUUAACAUCCAGGAUAUCAUCCAUGUUAACAUCAAGGAUAUCAUCCAUGUUAAAAUGCAGGAUAGCAUCCAUGUUAACAUCCAGGAUAUCAUCCAUGUUAACAUCACAUGAUAUCAUCCAUGUUAACAUCACAUGAUAUCAUCCAUGUUAACAUCACAUGAUAUCCAUGUUAGCAUCAAUGAUAUCAUCUAUGCUAACAUCCAGGAUAUCAUCCAUGUUAGCAUCACAUGAUUUCAUCCAUGUUAGCAUCACAGGAUAUCAUCCAGGAUAUCAUCCAUGCUAACAUCCAGGAUAUCAUCCAUGUUAACAUCACAUGAUGUCCAUGUUAACAUCACAUGAUAUCAUCUAUGUUAACAUCACAUGAUAGCAUCCAUGUUAACAUCACAUGAUAUCCAUGUUAACAUCACAUGAUAUCAUCUAUGUUAACAUCACAUGAUAUCAUCUAUGUUAACAUCACAUGAUAUCAUCCAUGUUAACAUCUAUGAUAUCCAUGUUAACAUCACAUGAUAUCAUCUAUUUUAACAUCACAUGAUAUCAUCCAUGUUAACCUCCAGGAUAUCAUCCAUGUUAACAUCACAUAAUAUCAUCCAUUUUAAUAUUGCAUGAUAUCCAUGUUAAUAUUGCAUGAUAUCAUUCAUAUUAUGACUACUUACAAACAAUGACAUUGCACUUUGUUAGAAUUAUUACCAGUUUUGUUGUGUCAUUUCCAACUGACCCCAUGAAAUGUUAAUCAUAUCAAAUGAGUUAAUAACAUCGCUUCAGCAUAUUGUAUAUGUUUUUUAAGAUACGUUUGAAAUUCAAAAUGUUUUGUAUGUUUAUAAAGUUACAAGUUGAUCUACAUCAUGUAUACUACUAGACAUUUGAGGGAUAUUCUGAGUGUAAGAUGGGGGAUACAUCCUGUUGAAUGUUAGGAGAUGUCGGCAUAUGAAUAGGAUGUAGCUUGGCCCUGGAACUGACACCUGUUAAGCUUCUUUUCAAAUGUGUUUGUUUGUUUAACAUCACUCUCAGUAAUAUUCCAACUAUGACAGCAGUCUGUAAAUGAUCGAGUAUGGACCAGACUAUCCAGUGAUUGAUAUUAUGAGCUUCGAUACAUGGAGU
Haliotis rufescens (red abalone) is the source of this 4265-nucleotide messenger RNA. RefSeq names its product ankyrin repeat and SOCS box protein 3-like. The transcript is spliced from 8 exons. Gene Ontology annotation, molecular function: protein binding. The record is from RefSeq and is a predicted model, not a curated record. NCBI's taxonomy places the organism in Eukaryota, Metazoa, Mollusca, Gastropoda, Lepetellida, Haliotidae. Gene Ontology annotation, biological process: protein localization to T-tubule; regulation of cardiac muscle contraction; intracellular signal transduction. Gene Ontology annotation, cellular component: T-tubule. Bases 102 to 1847 code for a protein of 581 amino acids.